ACAAGAGGGUAUCAUUCCCUUUCCGCCACAGCAUGCUAUACUUAGUCUAAAAAAAGGAUCAAAAUCCACAGCAUGCGCAAACUGACAAGAAUUACAAAGAGUAAGACCGACGGCCAUUGAAGGAACCAGCUUCUCUAUAUAUAAGAAAACCAACCUUAACUUCCACAAACACAAACUCAUCAUCAUUCUCUUGCCACCCCAGUAUUCCAGCUUCUACGUGUAUAUAAAUAAUUUCUGCAUAGAGUUGAAGACAUUUCUUGUGUAUAUAUAUAGAAAUAGUUUAAGAGUAAGAAAAUGGAGUUUGUGAAGAAGUGGAAGAGAGUACUGGGAAGAAGCAAGAGAUUGUAUCCGGAGAACAGCUUAAGUGGAAGCUAUGGCAGAUUGAGAAACAAAGAAAGGCAACAUAGGAAGAAGGGUUGUGUGGUUCCACAAGGUUGUCUUUGUGUCUACGUUGGAGCUGAGAGAGAGAGAUUUGUGAUCAAGAUCGAGAUAGCGAACCACCCUUUGUUCAAAGAGCUUUUGGAUGGUGCUGAGAGAGAAUAUGGGUAUAGAAACGAUGGUCCUUUGUGCCUCCCUUGCCACGUUGACUUGUUCUGUGAGGCACUGACGGAGAUGGAAAUCGGCACCGCCGAAGAAGGUGUUUUGGGUUCUCAUAGUUACAGUCACAACUCAUGUUCAGUUUCUAAUCCCAGAUGUAGAUAUGCGACAGGGUCUUCGUUAUUAUGA
Molecule: messenger RNA, 726 nt
Organism: Vigna radiata var. radiata (mung bean)
Lineage: Eukaryota; Viridiplantae; Streptophyta; Magnoliopsida; Fabales; Fabaceae
Product: auxin-responsive protein SAUR71
Exons: 1
Coding region: 295-726 (143 amino acids)
Biological process (GO): response to auxin
Source: RefSeq, a predicted model, not a curated record